CCCACCCAAACACCGCUAUAUAUACCUGUCUUACUUUUCUCUAGGUUUGCCGAAUUUCCCUUCUUUACGCCUCCCUUAAGAAAUUUAAAAAUAAAAUCCGUUUUCUUACCUGGCUCGCUGAUGCGACAAUGGCGACGUCGAGAAACAAAUCGAAUCGCCAUGCUCUUUGCACGUGCCGCGUGCCACCACCAUUGAUGUCGUCGUCGCCUUCGUCGUCGUCGUCGUUCGCAUCAUCAACUGCUUCCAGUUUCAUAUCUAGCUCCUCCUCUUCUACCUCCGCUGCUUCACUUGCACGCUCCAUCUCUCCGACACGAGUGAACAUGUACAGUCACCACCAUCGCCAGAACAACCUUCAAUCUUCGUCUUCCUUGCGUUUUUCUAUCGAUCGUCCAAUCUCUCCCAAUCGUUCGAUUUCAGUGAAAAGGCACACCUCCAAUGCUAAUCCAGUGUCCAAUCAGAAGAGAACAUGCUCGUGUUCCCCUACGACUCAUCCCGGCUCCUUCCGGUGCGCUUUCCACAGGGCAUUGAUGAGGAAUAACCAUCACAACAGCCGCACUCAAUCAGUGUCUUAUCACUCAAGUACUGGAUUGAACUUUAGGCGAUCGGCAAUGACGAAUUCGCUUGUGAGGAUUGGAGGUGUGGAAGGAGAAUUAGUAAAGAGAGCGUUGUCGGCUCUGAUUCGUCCUUCUUCGCAUCAUCUGCGUCGUCGCGCCGCAUUCGAGACGAGACCCAGCCGGCUUUCCGUCAUGUCCAAAGCCGGAGAUUAGUGAAUUCCCCUGCUCCUUAGUUUCGAGAAUUUGAAGAAUUUUGAUCAGUUUGAAUCUCGGUUUCGAACGCCCAAAUUUUGAUCUCUAAUGUGGUAUUUCUCGUAGAUGAGGCCCUCUUUGUAAAGAUCAGUAUGAGUAUGCCGAUGGAUAUUUUUUUUUCUAAGUGUAAUGAAAUUUUUUUGAAGGAUCCAUUUACUGAAAUUUUUAAAUAUG
Molecule: messenger RNA, 980 nt
Organism: Manihot esculenta (cassava)
Lineage: Eukaryota; Viridiplantae; Streptophyta; Magnoliopsida; Malpighiales; Euphorbiaceae
Exons: 1
Coding region: 129-767 (212 amino acids)
Source: RefSeq, a predicted model, not a curated record